AUUAUCAAUAAAAGGUGUUGAAAUUAUGAAUGGUCUUCAGCUGUCUCAGAGCUGUGAUCUGUCUCUACCCUGCUGCGCAGAUGAAGGGUCACUGUCGAGCACAAAGUGCCCCCAGAUCAGUGGGGUCAGAGUUCAGCUGGAGAUGCAGGCACUUUGGCAGCAGUUUGACCAGCUGGGCACAGAGAUGAUUGUUACCAAAGCAGGAAGGCGGAUGUUUCCGACAUUCCAGGUACGGAUCUCUGGGAUGGAUCCCUCUGCCGAAUAUGUUCUUCUCAUGGAUUUUAUCCCUGUCGACAGCAAAAGAUACAGAUAUGCAUUCCACAGCUCAUCCUGGUUAGUGGCGGGAAGAGCAGAUGUCGCAGCCCCAAGCAGGAUGCAUUUCCACCCAGACUCACCUGCCCGUGGAGCCCAGUGGAUGAAGCAGACUGUGUCCUUCGACAGCCUAAAGCUCACCAACAACCUGCUUGAUGACAACGGACAUAUGAUACUGAACUCCAUGCAUCGCUAUCAACCCCGCUUCCAUGUGGUGUAUGUGGAUCCAGCGCCCAACAGCCACUUGAAUGCAUACAAGAACUUCUGCUCUUUCUCGUUCCCUGAGACACGCUUCAUGGCUGUAACUGCUUAUCAAAACCACAGGAUCACUCAGUUAAAAAUUGCAAGCAACCCAUUUGCUAAAGGCUUCAGGACUACAGACCCCCAGGCUUGGGCGGGUAAUCCCAGUCCUCUAGCAGUGUGGUGUCCACCAGAGGGCAGAGCUGAAUCUCAAAUCGACAAAUCUGGAGAGCAAAUAAACUGUGAAUCAAAGACUUCAACCAGGCAGGAGGGCCUGGACCCGCUGAUGAUGGAGCAGUGUGAACUGUUUCAUCACAGUAAAGACUCCAUAGGACGCACGGAGAGGAAAGGUGGGAGCAGUUUUUUAGCACCUGCCCCCUGCCUCCAUCUCCCCUCCUUCUGGGACCGUGCAGGGUCAUCAUGAGACAGCCAGUCUGUCAAGGUUCAAAAGAAGCAAAGUGUUUUGAAUGAAAAAUGACCCUCCUGUUAUAUAAUAUCAUGUGAUAACUUCAUACUGUGUUUACAGUAGUUUUGAGUAACUACUACUAUACAAAAUAAUGUCUUAUGGAUACUUAUAAUUAUUUAAAUGUAACAUAAAAGCCAAUGUCUACAUGAAUUAUGACAAACACUGUGAAUAAUACCAUACAAGCACUUCAAGGACAUAGUAGUUAAGUGUGUUAACGCCGCAGUUAUACAGUUAUAGAGUGUUAUGUUAUCUAUGUAGUUAUAGUUCGUCUCCAUAGCAAUAUUUAUAAAAUCGUGUUCAACGUUUGUGCGGCUGUAAUGCAUCUGUUUGUUGUCUGACAUAAUAAAACAGCACCCUGAAGUUUU
Molecule: messenger RNA, 1383 nt
Organism: Oreochromis aureus
Lineage: Eukaryota; Metazoa; Chordata; Actinopteri; Cichliformes; Cichlidae
Product: T-box transcription factor TBX1-A-like
Exons: 8
Coding region: 26-976 (316 amino acids)
Biological process (GO): regulation of transcription by RNA polymerase II; cell fate specification; positive regulation of DNA-templated transcription
Cellular component (GO): nucleus
Molecular function (GO): RNA polymerase II cis-regulatory region sequence-specific DNA binding; DNA-binding transcription factor activity, RNA polymerase II-specific
Source: RefSeq, a predicted model, not a curated record